This is a messenger RNA of Alnus glutinosa, 1455 nucleotides long. Its product is annotated as transcription factor MYB11. The transcript has 4 exons. Bases 77 to 1156 code for a protein of 359 amino acids. The record is from RefSeq and is a predicted model, not a curated record. NCBI's taxonomy places the organism in Eukaryota, Viridiplantae, Streptophyta, Magnoliopsida, Fagales, Betulaceae.
CCACCACACAUAUAUCGCAUCAUAGCCCCACACCGACGUGGCUGCGACCCUCUCUCUAUAAAUAUUGCAUAGGGAAAUGGGUAGGGCUCCAUGCUGUGAGAAAGUGGGGUUGAAGAAGGGGAGGUGGACUAAAGAGGAGGAUGAGACCUUGCUCAAGUAUAUUCAGGCUAAUGGGGAAGGGUCAUGGAGGUCAUUGCCUAAGAAUGCAGGGUUGCUGAGGUGUGGGAAGAGCUGUAGGCUGAGAUGGAUUAACUACUUGAGAGCUGACGUGAAGAGGGGAAACAUUUCUUCUGAAGAGGACGAGAUUAUCGUGAAGUUGCAUGCUUCUUUGGGAAAUAGGUGGUCUCUAAUAGCUAGUAAAUUGCCUGGAAGAACGGACAACGAAAUAAAGAAUUACUGGAACUCUCACUUGAGCAGAAAGAUUCUAACUUUCAGGAGGCCUUCCGGUGAUCAAACCCUACCCACGAUCAUGAACUUGGCUAAGGCGCCGGAUAUUCCUCUUAAAAGAAGAGGCGGUAGAACCAGUCGAAGGGCCAUGAAGAAGAACAAGAAGUACUUCCAAAAAGAUGUUACUGUUUCUACUACUCCAAAUCCAACUGAAGCAAUCCCAUUGCCACCAACACCCGCCAUAGACGAUUGCAUGGUUUUGGAUCCAGACACGAAUGAUAAAGAGAGAGAAAGCCAAAUGCUGUGCGCCAGUGAUCAGAAAGAGACUGAAACUUUAGGACCAUUUGCUCUUCAGGAAGGAAUUGAUGGCGGGUUGUUGUGUUUUGAUGACAUUGUGGACAAUGGUUUGCUGGAAUAUGGGGUUUUGACUUUAAAUGAGGGGAGAGAAAGUAAUGAUGUCGUCAUGGGUUGUAGUGAGGAUAGAGACAGAGACAGUGGGUUUACGUGUACAAACAAGGACAUCAGUGCAAAUGGAGAUGGCCAUGGCGGGGAAUGGUAUUGCUCUUCAAAAACUUCAGGUUUUGAUCAUGGGGUUGAUAAUUGGGGGUGGGAGCAGGGUGUUAUUCAAGGGAAUGAGAUAUCAUGGGAUGAAAAAGAGGAAAGUUUAUCCUUGUUGUGGGAGAGUGAUAAUUUGGAAGGGGAUAGUUAUCAAUUUGGAGAGAUAGAUUUUAACAAACAAGAUGCUAUCUUGGCUUGGCUUCUGUCCUGAAUAUUCUCUCGAUCUUUUGCUUGUAAAUGUUUACAGGUGAGAGUCGUUGAGACAUCCUUUCUGUCACUAAUUCUUUGUGUUAAUUAAUGUGAAAUUUCAUUACUAGAGCACUACUUAAUUAGACGCUCAAAUUCUAUCAAUUUUGUUCUUAGGAGCGCUGUAAAUGAACCUAGGCUAUGAUCCUUUUCCUUGUCGGUCUACGUACUUUGGGUCCCUCAAAUGGUUAUGUAACGUGCCUACCUUUAGAAAAAUCAUGCUCAAGUUGUAUCCAUUUCUGAUGAGGUUGAUUAUAAUUAAUA